This is a messenger RNA of Cebus imitator (Panamanian white-faced capuchin), 543 nucleotides long. RefSeq names its product serine peptidase inhibitor Kazal type 1 (gene SPINK1). Gene Ontology annotation, molecular function: protein binding; serine-type endopeptidase inhibitor activity. Bases 225 to 464 code for a protein of 79 amino acids. The transcript has 4 exons. The record is from RefSeq and is a predicted model, not a curated record. NCBI's taxonomy places the organism in Eukaryota, Metazoa, Chordata, Mammalia, Primates, Cebidae.
GCCCCCCUGGGUCCUUUGACCUUUCUUACACAGGUGACAUUCCCAGAACCUGGAGGCCAGGCUACAACACAAAGUCAAUCAAUAACCAGGGAGAUCUGUGAUAUAGUCUGGCAGGUGGGGCCUUGCUGCCAUCUGCCAUACGACCCUUCCAGUCCCAGGCUUCUGAGGAGACGUGGCAAGUGCAGUGCAGUUUUCAAGUGACCUCUGGACGCAGAAUUUCAGCCAUGAGGGUAACAGGUAUCUGUCUUCUCAGUGCUUUGGUCCUGUUGAGUCUAUCUGGUAACACCGGAGCUGAACCCGAGGGAAGAAAGCCCAACUGUUACAAUACAGUUAAUGGAUGCACCAAGAUAUUCAACCCUGUCUGCGGGACUAAUGGAGUCACUUACGGCAAUGAAUGCAUGUUAUGUCUUGAAAAUCAGAGGCGCCAGGUUCCUGUCUACAUUAAAAAAUCUGGAGUUUGCUGAGAACAAAGGUUUUGAAAUCUCAUCAGGUCACUGCAAGGCCUGGCUGGCCUGAUUGUUAAAUAAAUGCAUCUAAAUAACC